GUGUUCAUGUGUGAGACUCAGAGGGAGGCACAGAGUGAAAGCAGGAGAACGUGUAGGUAGUCCUUCAUGUUCACUUACUGACUCCAGACUAAAGCACUGAAAAUGAGCCUGUCUUCACGAUCAACAUAAUUUUUUUUAGAUUACAGUCUUUCCUCCAUUAUCCAUGGCUGGACCAGUUCAGUUUUUGAUCUCUGUAGGAAUCAGCAUACUUGUAGUCUUCAUUCACAUUGUACCUGCAGAUACGCAAGAUCCUGGUGUUUCAUGUGUCCCUGAAAUCAAAGUUCGGAAGAACACUGUUUACACGCCCUUCAGAGAACACCAGUUUAACAUCUCUUGCCCUGUGACAUAUUGUAAUGAGAUUCCUGUUGUCGAAUGGAUGAAAAUUGAUGACAGAAACAAUUUUCUACACAUCAAUAAAACAAAUCAAGUAACAAUUAUAGAGGAACAAACAGGCUUGAAGGAGAUUAUCUCAUAUUUGAGCUUCAAGAACAUUUUACCAGAUGAUAAUGCCAUUUAUCGAUGUAAAGUUUCUACAACAGGCUUUUCAUCAGAAAGCCACAACAUCAACCUCACUGUUUCAGAUCCCAGCAACAACACCAAUGUAAAUAACACCAACGUCACAGGGGAGAAGGAGACGGAUGUCAGGCAGCUUCUGUAUGUCUUCAUUUGCUUAGGAAUCCUCGGCCUGGUUGUGAUUGUGAUGUUGAUCUCUUUCCUGUGCAUAAAUCGAUAUUCAAGAAAAAGCCACAGAAACAAAAACGGCCCGAAACCAGUAAGCGCCACCACACCUGGGAAGUCCCAGGAAAUUCCAGAAGAGCAAAGCAACAUCUAUGAUGCAACUUCAAAUGAUCUGCAUUCAGAGCCAGACGCUUUGUGUACAGGAAACAAUCAGAAAUGUACACCAGAUAUGAGAAACGGAAACAGGGAUAGUGCCAGAUCAGAGCAGAUCGUUUAUGCCACUCUUCAACAUCCCACAUCCCGAGGACCUCCUGCAGUCUGGCAUCAAGCAAGAGACCAGCAAUCAGAGUACGCGUCCAUCCGAAUUAGCUAAAAACUUAAUAAUCUGGGGGAUAAUUCAGGAGAUCCUUAGAAUUUUAUUGAUCUAUGUUAAAGGUGGAGGGAAAUAAACAGCGGUGUGAGCACUGUGAUACGCAAACCAGGAGCUAUAGUUAGUGUAAAGUGUUCUCAGGGCACAACAUCCAUGCAUGUACAAUUGGGAAUCUUUUUAGAGUAAAAGACUUCCCAAAGAUCCCACUUAUGAUCACAUCGGUUUAAUGUCUCAUGUUUAAGACCAAUGGUGCAAAUAUGUACCUUCGUUUGAAUGUACAGUAUUCAUACCUUUAUAUGUUUCAUGUGAUCAGCACUUUCAGUCAUGUUUUUCAGUGACUUUCAGUCAUGCUGUUCACAUGACUUUCUGCACUUUCAGCACUAUCUUAUAUAAAAUGAAACGAAACACGUAUCUGUAGCGUGUUGGAAAGGUUCACGGAAAGACGAUGCCGGAGGUAGGCGUUAAAAUCACACCCUAGCCUUUUUUUUGUUUUUAUACCUCUAUCACUGCAGGUGUGUGAUCCUCACCUGUCACUUCCCUCGACUCCUCCCCCAUUCAAUAUCAAUAUAUAGACAACAUAAUUCAUACGUUUUUAACAACAGAGGUUUAGAUUAACUUCUUGACAUUCAUUUCAAGUGACCAGCCAAUCUGGCUUAAAAUAGUAACCGUAACAACUUGUACGCUAGCUGAUAGUAAUCUCCACCACUGUGUGAUUAAAAAAAACCCACAACAGUGGUCUGUGAUGUCCCUUAGAACCCAUAUUGACAACCAUGGAGUUGUUGACCAUUUAUUUUCUUCUCUGAGAAGAUCUUUCAGUUUUCCUACUGAUAUUUAGGAUCUUAAUUCUGGCUUGUUUAUUUAAUGCAGUAUGUGAUUUACAUUAGGACUGUUUUUGCCCUAGUAGGGAUAUACAUUGUACAUAUAGCUCUUGUAAAAUGUAAGCUUUUUUGUAUCAUCAUAUCUCGUUAUAAUCAAAGAAAUCAUGCAGUCUAACAAUAAUAAUAAUAAUAAUAAUAAUAAUAAUAAUAAUAAUAAUAAUAAUAAUGUUAAGCUAUUGAAGUGUACUUAUAGUAGGCUUGGACUGCGGCUUGUUGGGCGUUCUUUGUCGUUGUUAACUCAGCAUGUUUCUAAAUUACUCAGACAGUCUAAACCACUGAGAGUAUCUUCAUGAGGUUUGCUGUAAGCCGAUGUUAGCGGACAAACAAGAUACUCUCCCUUACAACUGGCCUGUAUCUGCAUAUCAUUGCACUGUGCUGCUACACAGUGAUUUGCUGACCGGAUCAUUUCAUAACUCAUGAGCACAUAAUAAAGUGGGAGUGCUGUUUGUAAACGUAAUUUCAGCGGGCUGUAAAAGACACGCCAAUGGAAAUGACCCACAGCAUGACGUUACAGUGUUCUACAUCAGCUCCCACCGCUUUAUACAUGUGUACCAGUGUGAUUACAUGAGCUAUGGAAAAAUUGAGUAGCAUCAGCUGUUCUACUUUCAGUUACUUAGUAGUAGUCAGGGUCUUAGAUAGACCCCUUUUUACAUCACUGUGGUUUGGGCGCUUCUUCUCUCUCUUUAGCACGGAAACAAAUGAAAACAGAAUGCAGCCACUGUUUGUAUCUUGUUACACAGUUUAUUCACAAACCACAAGAAAUAAGUGUAAGAUAUUGGACUUAUAACAUGCCACAUGUGUAAUAUUGUAUAUUUGUACAUUAGUAUGUGUGAUUAUUACAUGUAACUAUUAUUAUAUAUGUAUGUGUGUGUGUGUGUGUGUGUGUGUGUGGAGCGGGGUGAGUAGGGGGGUUGAUGAGUGGGUGAGAUAAUGUUGUGUGUGUGUGUGUGUGUUUUAUUUGUUUAGUUUGACCUGAGAUCUAAAAAUAAAUGCCACAGACAUAAAACUUUUGGUUUU
Molecule: messenger RNA, 2943 nt
Organism: Hemibagrus wyckioides
Lineage: Eukaryota; Metazoa; Chordata; Actinopteri; Siluriformes; Bagridae
Product: B- and T-lymphocyte attenuator-like
Exons: 5
Coding region: 164-1051 (295 amino acids)
Biological process (GO): immune response-regulating cell surface receptor signaling pathway
Cellular component (GO): plasma membrane
Molecular function (GO): signaling receptor activity
Source: RefSeq, a predicted model, not a curated record